Megalobrama amblycephala (Wuchang bream) is the source of this 2158-nucleotide messenger RNA. RefSeq names its product zinc finger, AN1-type domain 6 (gene zfand6). Gene Ontology annotation, biological process: protein targeting to peroxisome. Bases 712 to 1503 code for a protein of 263 amino acids. Lineage: Eukaryota; Metazoa; Chordata; Actinopteri; Cypriniformes; Xenocyprididae. The record is from RefSeq and is a predicted model, not a curated record. The transcript is spliced from 9 exons. Gene Ontology annotation, molecular function: zinc ion binding; DNA binding; polyubiquitin modification-dependent protein binding.
UGUGAUCUGUUAGCCAACUUGACAAGAGCAAAACCUGUUGUUCUAACUUACAUAUGGUCGCGUGGCGAAAGCUACUUAAUAAUUGUUUAUUUUAUUUUUAAGAGAGCAAAUAGUCGUUAGUUUAGAAAGGCUUUGCAACUAACUAACUUAGCUAAUAGCGAGAUGAUCAUUAGUUGGAAAAGUAAACAUUGGUGUCCAUUUGCUAAUUUGUACUAUACUACCUACAAAGUCUGUGCCAAAAAGACUAGAAAUCUGCAUGCCAGAUGUUUAAACUUCUGUUUAUAUAGUGAUGUAUACAUUUUUAAAAUUUCUGAUAUAUACGCUGUGAUGAUCCCAAAAUCGUACUCAUCUUUCUUUAACUUAACACGCGUAAAAUAAAGACAUUAUCCAUGUCUGGUUUGUGACCGAGUCGAUUCUUGUCAAUGAAUUGAAUGAUUCGUUCACAAAUCAGACCGAAUUGACCUUUAAAUGAACUGUUCAAAUGAACCGAUUCGCUAAAACUAGAAGAAUAUCCUGAUGCAAGUGGGCGUGUCUUACAGUACGCAGCCAAUAGCGUUUCGGUGGGCGUGUACGUAACGCUUUCUAUUAUUACUCAAUGUGUUUUACGAUGUCCAGCUUUCAUUUAAACAUCAAGCGACGUUACGUAGAAGAUAAACAGUAGUGCUCGCUAUAAACCAUUAACCAGCACAGUGAGGACACUUCCUGUACAGUAUGAGUUUGAGACAGCCACACAGGAAAGGGAUAUGGCUCAGGAGACCAAUCAGACCCAAGUGCUUUGUUCUAAUGGUUGUGGGUUUUAUGGGAAUCCACGUAAUAACGGCAUGUGCUCGGUCUGCUACAAAGACUCCUUACAGCGGCGGAACAACAGCGGCAGAUCCAGUGAUCCAGCAUUUACCCUUCAUUCAGGAAUGCAAAAAAUACCUGCUGCUGGAAACUUUGUCUUCCAGCAUAAGCAGUAAAGGAGAAUCUAUGACUGUACAAUCGACGUCACAGCAUGAACAAAACAGUCAGUGUUUCUCAACACCAGCAGCAGCAGCAGCAGCAGUAGUUACACAUAAAGAUGGUGCUUCAGUAGCAGCUCACUCAGGCCUGAGAAUGCCAGAAGAAGUAUCAUGCAGUAAACUGGAGAGAAAUAUUCAGGAAUCCACCACGGAAAGGCUGCUUACAGCAGGUAGCUCUUCACUGGAGGAUGGCACAACGAGAGGAAAGAGAAAGCUAGAUGAAACUUCUGAUCCCACAGAAACAAUAUCCGCCUCAGAACUAGACGUCUCAGAGAAAACAUCAGAUGUGCCAGAGCAAUCCAAACCCAAGAAGAACCGCUGCUUCACCUGCCGCAAAAAAGUGGGGCUCACUGGUUUUGACUGCCGGUGUGGACAGCUGUUUUGCAGCAUUCACCGAUACUCAGAUGUUCACAACUGUAGCUUUGAUUACAAGGCUGAUGCAGCUGAGAAAAUAAGGAAAGAAAACCCGCUUGUCGUUGGGGAGAAAAUCAAGAAGAUUUGAGCUGAAGACUGCAGAGAUGUUUUUUUGUUUUGUUUUGUUUUUUUACCCUCUUUUCCCACAAACACCCUUAACAAGACCUUGAAUUGUGCAUGCUACAAUGAAACAUUUACACAAAUUUGUUUGGUCCCUUUGUUUCAUUUUACCUCUAAAAUUUAUUUACUUACAAAAUACUGUGGUAUGUAAACCACUUAAUAUUUAUAUAAUUGCAGUAAAAUAAUUUGCAUUAAUAAAUGGGUUUUAGUUCUCAUAUGUUGAGACAGCUUUGGGUGGCUGUGCAUUUCUGGUGAUGAACAAAGCUUGCAUGUUAAAAACAUUGCCAGAAUGUGUCUUCAAUUUUUUUAUUUUAGUUUCUCUCAAUAAGGAUUGUAAAAAAGAAUAUGACAUCAUUUACUUAAUAUAAAAAAGAUAUGUUUUAUCAAUUACUUGCUCCAUCCUUGAUUUAAAAAAAAUGAGGUUUAUAAGUGAUUACAAGUAUAAAAAUUGUGUGUGACUGCGAUCUCUGGUUUAACAGAUUUUUUUGCACUUCAUUACAGACUGUGAUUUACAUUUCUCCUAUAGUUCAUUUAUUCGAGUGAAUGAAAGUUGCGAGUGAUAUUAUUUAUGUUUGUGAAUACACUGUGUUCAUGUUCAAUAAAGUUUUACACGUCACACUGUA